AUGCCGAAUAUCAGUUCUAUGCGAGGUGUUUCACCUCAUUCAAAUGCUGCUACUGUUCCUACUGCAAAUAAUCUGUCGGAGCCAUUCAACGUUACCACGUGGCUCAGUUAUCCUGUUUCCCUACAGGAUAACCAAGGGAAUAUCGCAGAGAAUCAAGGGUCAGAAGACCAGGAACAGAUCCAGGAACAGGAGGAAUUAGUUGAGUCUCAGGAUGAAGAGCUUCAGUCUACUAGAAAGACAUGUGUCAUUAUCACUAAUGCUGAUUCAGACUUCAACAUUUAUAAAUUUUCUGACUUCAACUUUUCCAUGGCACUGGACUGGAUUCCCACCUUGAUGAAUUCUAAAGGAGCACCUAAAGAGGAGAUCCAUUUGGUUAAUGAAUUGCUGGACAUUAUUUUAUCCAGCAAUUAUGUAUCCUUCAACAACAUGUACUACCUACAAGAAAUAGGGGUACCUACGGGAUCUCCAUGUGGUGCUAGUGUAGCAAACUUGACACCAACCUCUGUCUGCACUGAAAGUUGUUUGCCUGGAUUCUGGAAAGCUGUACAAAGGGGAGAACCUGUCUGCUGCUUCAAAUGUGUGCCCUGCUCAAAAGGAGAGAUCAGUAACAUAACUGAUGCCACUGAAUGCAUCAAAUGCCCAGAAGAUCAUUGGACUAACAAUCACUUACUCUGCAUUGCAAAAGAUGUUGAAUUCUUAUCCUUUGAAGAACCACUUGGAGUAACUUUAUCAACCAUUUCAACCUCGUUUAGUUUUAUCACUGUGCUCAUAUUCUGCAUCUUCAUUAAGAAUCGUGACACUCCAAUAGUGAAAGCAAACAAUCGUGAACUCAGCUUUCUUCUCCUGCUGGCGCUGAUGUUAUGUUUCCUCUGUUCCUUGAUAUUUAUUGGUAAACCUUUGAAGUUCACCUGUAUGUUCCGACAACCUGCAUUUGGGAUAACAUUUUCCUUAUGUGUAUCUGCUAUAUUAGCAAAAACAGCCACUGUAGUUAUUGCUUUCAGUGCCACAAAACCCAACAGUAAGCUGCAAAAAUGGGUUGGGUCAAAGACACCUGCAUUUAUAGUUAUUGUGUGCACUAGUGUUCAAGUGCUUAUAUGUACUUGUUGGGUAGCUUUAUGUCCAUCUUUUCCACACAUGGAUAUGGCAUCUCAAGAAACCAAAAUAAUAAAUGAAUGUAAUGAAGGUUCUAUAAUUGCUUUCUGGAUUGUACUGGGAUACCUUGGUAUUCUGGCAACAGUGAGUUUUAUAGUAGCCUUUUUUGCAAGGAAACUACCUGACAGCUUCAAUGAAGCCAAAUUCAUCACUUUUAGCAUGCUUGUAUUCUGCAGCGUUUGGCUGUCAUUCAUCCCAGCCUACCUGAGUACUAAAGGAAAGUAUAUGGUUGCUGUUGAAAUAUUUGCCAUAGUGGCGUCUAGUAUGGGACUGCUUGGCUGCAUAUUUUUCCAUAAGUGCUAUAUUAUUGUACUAAAAGCCGAACUAAAUACGAGAGAGCAUUUGAUAGGGAAUAGAGUUGUGAGACAUUAAAGAAAAAUUC
Messenger RNA from Protopterus annectens (West African lungfish), 1534 nucleotides. RefSeq names its product vomeronasal type-2 receptor 26-like. Gene Ontology annotation, cellular component: membrane. Gene Ontology annotation, biological process: G protein-coupled receptor signaling pathway. The transcript is spliced from 5 exons. The record is from RefSeq and is a predicted model, not a curated record. Gene Ontology annotation, molecular function: G protein-coupled receptor activity. NCBI's taxonomy places the organism in Eukaryota, Metazoa, Chordata, Ceratodontiformes, Protopteridae. Bases 1 to 1524 code for a protein of 507 amino acids.